CAUAAUGUCUCAAGAAACUACAAUUAAAAUUGAACCAAUCGAAUAUAUUCAAGUUAAACAAGAAUAUGAUGAUUGUCCUCAAGAGGAGCAAGAAUUUAAUGAUUAUGCAAUAUGUCCGGAAAUAUGUCUACAAGAAUUUUUAAAAACUGAGAUAAAAGAAGAGGAAGAACCAAAGCAAGACAUGAUCGAUGAGCAAGAUGCAGCAGGCACUGGUACAAACGAAACAAGUAUAGGCCUAAGCCAUUUCCUUAUCCCUGACACAACCAAUAACCCGAAACAACUCCAUAAGUAUGAAUGUAAAGUCUGCAACAAAAUAUUUAAAACAACACAAAAAUUAAGGCGCCAUGAAAUUGUUCACAUUAAAGUACAACCUUAUAGAUGUGAAACAUGUUACAAAUCAUUCAAAAGAGAAGACUCGUUAAAAGUGCAUGAAAGGACCCACACUGGGGAACGCCCUUACGAAUGCACAAUGUGCAAUGAAGCAUUCACCACAAAACAAAAAUUAAACCGACAUGAAAUGAUCCACACCGGAGAGCGUCCAUAUAAAUGUGAGAUAUGCGAUAAAAGUUUCAAAUCCAACUAUUCAUUCACUCGCCAUGAAAUUUUCCAUGCUGGGUUAAGACCUUAUAAAUGCAACAUCUGCGAUAAAGCAUUUACCCAAUCAGGUCAUUUGAGGAUGCAUUCGAUUCUGCACACCAGAGAACCAUCAGAAAAAUAUAGAAUAUGCAACAAACCAAUCGAAACAAAACAAGAAUCAGAGCCACAAGAAAUUGUAGAUACUGAUAAACCCCAUAAAUGUGAGUUGUGCAAUAAAACCUUCAAAAGAAAAGACACCUUGAAAAAACACAAAAGAACCCAUACCAAUGAACGUCCGUUCCAAUGCGAAAUAUGCAAUAAAGCAUUCAAUGCAAAAACAACUUUAAAAACCCACGAAAAGACCCAUACCGGUGAACGUAGUCACGAGUGUGAAAUAUGCAAUAAAAGAUUUUUAGGUUCAAAAGAUUUAAAAAGGCAUUUAGCAGUGCACAGUGACGAAUACCCCCAUCAGUGUGAGACUUGUUAUAAAGCAUUCAAAUUAAAAGAAUCAUUAAAACAACAUCAAUUGAUACAUACUAAAGACUCGCCUCAUCAAUGUGAAAUAUGCAAUAAAACAUUCACAAGAAAACGGUCAUUGAACCUACAUGUAAUAAUCCAUACCGGUGAACGGAGUCAUGAGUGUGAAAUAUGCAAUAAAAAAUUCUCGACAUCGAGUAUUUUAAAAAGGCAUAUGGCAAUACAUGGGUAA
Molecule: messenger RNA, 1285 nt
Organism: Ctenocephalides felis (cat flea)
Lineage: Eukaryota; Metazoa; Arthropoda; Insecta; Siphonaptera; Pulicidae
Product: zinc finger protein 665-like
Exons: 1
Coding region: 5-1285 (426 amino acids)
Biological process (GO): regulation of DNA-templated transcription
Molecular function (GO): RNA polymerase II cis-regulatory region sequence-specific DNA binding; DNA-binding transcription factor activity, RNA polymerase II-specific
Source: RefSeq, a predicted model, not a curated record